Messenger RNA from Daktulosphaira vitifoliae (grape phylloxera), 1241 nucleotides. RefSeq lists its product as uncharacterized. The coding region runs from base 279 to 1241 and encodes 320 amino acids. NCBI's taxonomy places the organism in Eukaryota, Metazoa, Arthropoda, Insecta, Hemiptera, Phylloxeridae. The transcript has 2 exons. The record is from RefSeq and is a predicted model, not a curated record.
UAAAUUGUGUUUAGUAACGUUAUAUGUUGUGGGCCAAAAAAACGGAAAAAAAUUAGUAUAAAAGAUCUAGUAAACUGAAAAUGCAUUGGGACUUUUAGUCUAACCAGCGAACGAAGAACAUACAAGCUCUUGUGGAAGCCAAACUAGUCUAUUAGUCUCAGUCGUAUCGAAAUCAAAAGUCAAAAAUCUUGAAAUCAACGCGGCAUUCGCAAGUCGAACAUAUUGACUAUUUUCAAAAACAGCCGUCAAAUUCAGUUGCAAUAUUAUUGAAAAUAAACAUGGCACCUUUGGAGGUUGGAGAUCGAAUUGUCAUAAGAUAUUAUGACUACAUGCAAAAUUUAACAGUUACCAGAGCAAAUGACAAGAAUCGUGAACAGCCCGAAGAGUAUCGUGUUAAACUUCAAGGAAUAUGUGGGGAAUUUUUCGACACCUCCUCGAUGAAUAUCCUUACCAAUGUUAUAAAAAAGAAAGAAGUAUUUAACAUCGCAUGUAUUGACAAAAAUGAACUCGUAUUGACAUAUUCAACAUCUAAAAAAAGUCUCAACACUCAGAUUUGGAAUGCUGAAAAUUUGAAACCCAAAGACGUCGGCAAUAUAUAUGAAAAGAAUUUUACAUGGAAAAAUGCGUACAAACCUGGACUUAAGUCGAAUAAUUGUGCAACAUAUAACGCUAAACGUUAUCCAGUGAACAACGAAAAACGUUAUACGGCCCAAGACAGACUUAUGAAAUACCGGAAAACUGAAGAACCACAAAUUGUACAAGAGUUAAAUAAAUUCAAACAACCCGAAAAUAGACAACAAUACAAGACCAAUAAUACACGUUAUUCAGCUCAAAACACUUCUGUAUUAUCUAAUAAUUCCUUUAACACGAACAUAUCACAGUCAAAAAACAAUCUUUCAACUCAACCGUUUAAAAUAUUGUCGGGAAUUAUUAACACAUCAACUCAAGAAAACAACACUUUAAUAAAUAAUCCGAACAACUUUAAUAGAAAACCGCUUAAAAAAUUAACAGAAGUUAUUGAAACAUCAGAAGACCUGGAAAAAACUAAAGAAAAUAGAACUUUACGAUGUGAAAAUAAUAACAACAAAAAUUCUGCAACUAGAACUCGGCCUAAUGAUAUUAAAAAACAUUUAUGGGUUAAGAGGUACUUAUUGUUUUCUAAAUUCGACGAAGGAAUCAUGAUGGACAAUGGUAAUAAAAUUAUUAUUUCGACAAACUUUUUGACAAUGUUUUUUUCUUAA